This is a messenger RNA of Alternaria atra, 1311 nucleotides long. RefSeq lists its product as uncharacterized. Gene Ontology annotation, biological process: regulation of transcription by RNA polymerase II. The coding region runs from base 1 to 1311 and encodes 436 amino acids. The record is from RefSeq and is a predicted model, not a curated record. Lineage: Eukaryota; Fungi; Ascomycota; Dothideomycetes; Pleosporales; Pleosporaceae. The transcript has 3 exons. Gene Ontology annotation, molecular function: DNA-binding transcription factor activity, RNA polymerase II-specific; RNA polymerase II cis-regulatory region sequence-specific DNA binding.
AUGGCUACCGCGGUUGCAUCUCACAACAUUGGACUUUGGCAAGACCGACGAGAACCAUCAAUGCACCUUCCUAACAUGCACCUCAACAACGUCAUGCCUCCCUACUACACUCCACCGAAUUUCGCGAACGCUCCCGUCUCGCGCGAGUACCAGCCCACCUCAAACCACAUGGACGUCAACGUGUCUCUCUACUCAACGAACACGCUCACCAGAUCCGUCCCGUACCAAGCAGGAGCAUUUGUGUGCGCCGCUCCUACUACGGUACCAGUGAGCCUACACGACAUGCAGCAAACUCCCUACUGCUUACCGCAAAUGCCAUGUCUCGUGUCAUACACCCAAUCUCCUGAUAUGCAGCCGGCUCACGCUCCGUCCAAUAUGUUCAGCCCAAACAUCAAGUCUGAGGAUACACCAUCGCCGCAGUCAGACCAGAUGUACGCCAUUCCGUUAUACGUAACUGAAUCGAAGCUAUUCACCUCAGAGCCUACUGAAGGCAGUGGUAGCAACUUUGCCACCGAUGACGACGCAACAAAGAACGCUCAGAAGCCCAGGAAGCGUUACCAGUGCACUGUACCCAACUGCAACAAGAGCUUCUACCAAAAGACGCAUCUUGAGAUUCAUAUCCGCGCCCAUACUGGUGACAAGCCAUUCCCUUGCAAAGCACCAGGAUGUGGCCAGUCGUUCUCGCAGCUCGGUAACCUCAAGACUCACGAGAGGCGCCACACAGGAGAGCGACCAUACAGCUGCGACAUUUGCGGCAAGACAUUCGCCCAACGUGGCAACGUUCGAGCACACAAGACUGUCCACCAAGGGAUCAAGCCCUUCAGCUGCGAGCUAGACGCCUGUGGCAAGAAGUUCACUGAACUAGGCAACCUCAAGUCCCACCAAAACAAGUUCCAUGCCGCUACGCUCAGGUAUCUUACCACGAAGUUCGCGACCGUGACCCCAGGCGAUUGUGUCUCCCAAGAGGACAAGAAGCUGUGGGAGUACUUUGCCUCCCUAUACAAGAAUUCCAACAAGGGUAUCAAAGGUCGAGGCAAAGACAGACGCAUCUCCGCCAUGUCAUCAUCUGCUUCUUCAUUCCCUUCUUCCUAUGCCGCCAUGCCAAUGGCUUCCGUGUCUCGAGGCUAUGCCAGCUCUUUCCACCAGCACAGCAGCAAUCGCAGCAGUCGCUGCUUAUCGAUGUCUUCUGACACUAUCCCAAUACAAGUGAACAGCGCAUGCGAUUUCAGUGCACCAACGCACAACGGAUACCAUCAGCCUCAAGGCAAUGGCUACGACGGCAUGGUCUUCCCUGAGCGAAAGAUGUACUGA